Molecule: messenger RNA, 3407 nt
Organism: Gadus chalcogrammus (walleye pollock)
Lineage: Eukaryota; Metazoa; Chordata; Actinopteri; Gadiformes; Gadidae
Gene: fstl5
Product: follistatin-like 5
Exons: 12
Coding region: 208-2202 (664 amino acids)
Biological process (GO): cell differentiation; multicellular organism development; regulation of BMP signaling pathway
Molecular function (GO): protein binding; calcium ion binding
Source: RefSeq, a predicted model, not a curated record
CAGCGAGCAGAGACGGUGAGGAGCUCUCCUCUCCGGUGGAUAUAACGGAUUAACCUUAUCAUCACAUGUUAUCGAUCUCAUGUUAUCGAUCACAUGUUAUUGAUCACACGUGAUUAUUAGACCGACUGUCCCAAGACUUCACGACCGGGGGAAACAACCGAACUACCGGAAUAUCUCCGUUAUCCGCUGACUGCGAGCACCAGGCCCAUGAGGAUGGAGGGCUGGUUACUGGCGGCGACGUUGCUGAUGGGCGUGGUCCUGGCGGCCGCACGGCCCGCGGAGGACGCACCCCACGCCGUCAGAUUCAGGCACAAGGACGGGACCUCUGCUGCCCUCAGGAUUAACAGUCCCCAGGGUUACGGCGGGCCGUGUGAGCAGCAGUCGUGCGGGCUAGGUCGGCACUGCGUGGCCGCCCCGGGGGGCGGGCCCGCGACCUGCGGCUGUCUGGAGCGCUGCCGGCCGCACUACAAGCCCGUCUGUGGCUCCGACGGGACGCUGUACCGGAACCACUGCGAGCUGCACCGGGCGGCCUGUCUCACCCACGCCCACAUCACCAUCACACACAGCCAGGACUGCUUCUACAAGGAUGAUGACUGCCGGCUGGGCGACUACCGCAGGAUGAAAACCAAAGUCCUGGAGCUCCACGAGCGACGGUCCCUGGGGUCCCAGCCCGCCGGCGCCCACACAGACAACAUGGCGGCCAGGCGGCAGCUGGUCGACGCCAUGUUCCGACGCUUCGACAGCGACAGCAACGGGCAGGUGGAGAGCAGGGAGAUCUCCCAGGUCAUCCGACAGGAGGGCCUCUCCAGGCUCACCUCCACCUGCUCGCUCUACGACCUCCUGAAGUACGACGACCCAGACGGCGACGCCCACCUCACCUUGCAGGAGGUGUACUCCGCCUUCGACGUGUACCAGCUGACCCUCCCGAAGGACCAGGAAGUGAGCGUCACUGUGGUAACGGCGGGUCAGAGCACCGUGCUGACGUGUGCCGUGUCGGGGGAGGGGCGACCCCCCAUCAUGUGGACCCGCCACGGACAGCUGCUCAACGAGCUGAACCUGGAGGACAUCAGCGACUUUGGGGACGAUGGCUCCCUGUACAUCACCAAGGUGACCAGCAGCCACCUGGGGAACUACAGCUGUCACGCAGAUGGGUUCCCCCAACUCUCCCAGACCCACACACUGCUGGUUCAGGUGCCCCCAGUGCUCCGGGUGUACCCUGAGAGCCAGGCGCGGGAGCCCGGCGUGACGGCCAGCCUGCGGUGCCACGCCGAGGGCAUCCCCCCGCCCACGCUGGCCUGGCUGAAGAACGGCCUGGACAUCACCCCCAAGCUCAGCAAGCAGCUCACCCUGCAGGCCAACGGGAGCGAAGUGCACGUGAGCAACGUGCACUUUGAGGACACAGGCGCGUACACGUGCAUCGCCAAGAACGCGGCCGGUGUGGACGAAGACAUCUCCUCGCUCUUCGUGGAGGACUCGAACCGUAAGACCCGUUCGGCUUGGUUCGGCGUGGUGCUGCACCGUGACGAGGCAGCGCUCCACAAGAUGGACCUGGCCACGCUGUCAUACGUGAAGAAUGUGAGCCUGGCGGCGUGGGGCUGCGUGCCGCUCGCCGUGGCCUCCACUCCUCUGGGCGGCUACUACGUCAUCCAGUGCCGGCCCGGCUCCACCGGCGCCGCCCAGCCCCAGCUGCUGCUCGACUCCGUCACCGACGCCGUGAUCGGCCGCAACGCCGACGUCACGGGCACGCCGUACAUGUCGCCGGACGGCCGCUACCUGGUCACCGUGGACGACGGCGACGGCCUCAUGAGGAUCCAGACGGUGUCGGACGCCGGCGCCAUCGGCCCGCCCUUCGACAUACACACCAACCUGCACCUGGCCGACCUGGCCUUCCAGCGCUCCUGCACCCAGCGCGGCCAGUACAACGUGGUGGGCGCCUCGGGCCGGCAGACCGACGCCCUGCUGGUGGAGCUCAGCUCGGGGGAGGUCAAGAUGAUCAAGAGCCUGAAGGAGCCGCUGAGGGCGGAGGAGUGGAGGUGGAGCUCCAGGAACCGGCAGGUGGUGGGCAGCGGGCUGUUCGGACAGUACCUCCUCAGCCCCUCCCGGGAGUCCCUGUUCGUCCUGGACGGGCACCUCAACAAGCUCAACUGUGAGAUCACCGAGGUGGUGGGGGCAGGGGCCGUGGUGUGGGUGGGCCAGUCCUAGACCCGUCCAGACCCCGUUCUAGACCCGGUCCUGACCCGGUCCUAGACCCCGUCCUGACCCAGUCCUAGGCCCGGACCUGGCCCUGACCCGGUCCUGACCCGGUCCUGACCCGGUCCUAGACCCGGUCCUAGACCCCGUCCUGACCCAGUCCUAGGCCCGGACCUGGCCCUGACCCGGUCCUGACCCGGUCCUAGACCCAGUCCUGACCCGGUCCUAGACCCUGUCCUAGACCCCGUCCUGACCCCGUCCUGGCCCCGUCCGAGAGGGCCUGCUGCGCUGGACUUCUGACGGGCGCCAUGGUCAAGAUGUUUUUAACCAAAUUGAUUGUUCAUUAAGGGUUUCAUGUGCUCCUCAUUAAUUAGGCUCUACAUGCGCACCAGGUAGACCCCCAGAGUCCUGGGACCCUCCUGCCACCAUCUCCCUGAUAGGCUAAAACACAUGCUCUUUAUUGGUGUCAUAUGUAAGAACGUCCCUGAUUGGCUGAAUAUUUACCAUGUCUCUGACCGUUCUGAGUCAGAGUAAUGAUCCUCUGAAGGGCUGUCUAUCAUAGCUCCUGCUCUCCCCUCUCCUCUCCCCCUCCUCUCUUCUCCUCCUCCCCUCUCCUCUCCCUGUCUCCUCUCUCCUCCUCUGCUCUAAUGAGGGAGGUCUGUCUGUUUGAAGUCUGCAUGUUGAGACUGCUUACUUUGAUGUGCAGCCGGAGUUAGGAGAGUGUCUCUCUGAGUGUCCAUUCAGUGCAGCAGGGCGUCAGAUCAGCACCUCAGCAUCAUUAGGAGGUUUGAACAGAAUAUAACCAACGUUCUAGGGCUUGUUUUAGGAUCUAGGAAUCCUUCUAGGGCUCGUUCAUUUUACAUUUUACAUGUUCCAUUACUGGUAUCUUUGGGUCACUAGUGUAGAUGUGGGGGGGGGGAUCUUUGGGUCACUAGUGUAGAUCGACCAGUAUGUCUUGUUUCCAUCCCUUAUGGUUUUGACUUUCUUUAGAUUAUCUGCAGCUCGUCACCUCUGCUGCCAGCCAUCAACACUUCUCCACUGUCUGCUCCGUGUUGUCCUGCAAUACUCACCACAGGAACACACUACUUCUGUCCUAUAUUCCACUACAGAAGACAUUAUUCACGCCCUUCUGAGCACAUGGUCACCCUGAACCCCCGCUGCAUUUAAACCUUCACCAGUGUGCUCCUCUUGUAUGUAGAGAAUGUAAUAAAGCUGUC